Messenger RNA from Paramecium pentaurelia, 2043 nucleotides. Lineage: Eukaryota; Ciliophora; Oligohymenophorea; Peniculida; Parameciidae. The record is from the annotation of a GenBank genome assembly.
AUGGAAAUAUAGAGAUAGCUAAUAUUUAUUAAAUUUUUCUAUUAAUGGAUAUAUUCAAUAUAUUAAGGAUGGGUAAAUUCAAAAAAUGUAUUUUUAUUAUCUUACAAUAUAUAACCUAGAGAAAAAUAAAGUUAUACUUCUAGUAGUACAAUUAGAAAUUUAGAAUAAUUAAAAUAUCUAAUAUGGUAAGGAUAAUAUGGAAAUGAAAAUCAGAGAAUAGGUAGAUGGAGGGCAUAUUGGAGAGGAGAAGGAUUAAAUAUAGGUGGAUAUUAUGAUGAUAAAGGGAAGAAAUAGGGUAUUUGGAUAGAAUUAUUUGAAAAUUAUUGGGAGUAGACUUUAUUAAAAUAAAUAGUAAAUGUCCAGUAACCUAUUAAGGAGAAUAUUAAAAUGGUUGUAAAAGAGGAAUUUGGAGUACUUUUUAUAUGGUUUAAAAGAUGUAAGCUUAUUUAUUUAAAAAAGUGGAGGAGGUCUUUAUAAUGAAAAUGAAUUGAAGAAUGGUAAAUGGAUAGAUUUACAUGAAAAUUUUAAUAAGUAAAUUAGCUAUAUAAAAUAUAGUACUUUAUAAGUGAUUUAUUAAGGAGAAUAUCUAAAUGGAAGAAAAAUUGGAAUUUGGAAUAUACAUAGUUAAUAAAAGUUAUAUGGAAUAGGAUAUUACGAUGAAAAUGGUAAUAAGAAUGGAAAAUGGAUAACUAUGUCAUUUUAUAAUUUGGAAUCAGGUUAAAGUAUAGAGGCUGGAUAAUAUAAAAAUGAUAAACAAGUUGGAAGAUGGAAUGUUAUAUAAAAUAAUAAUUUGAUGUAAUAAUAUUAAUUUGAUUAAAUACAGUGGAGGAGGUGUUUAUGAUGAAAAUGGAAUUAAGAAAGGAAUGUGGAUAGAACUAGAUUAAAAGUAAGUAUAUUGAAUAAAAAUAAAGUGACUCAGAGGUUGGAGAAUAUAUAAAUGGUAAAAAAGUUGGAAUGUGGGACAUCAUAUUUAGAAAUAGUAUUACGUAUUAUAUUAAAUCCUAUAACGUAGUGGAGGAGGACAAUAUAAUGAAUAAGGUGAGAAAUAAGGAAAAUGGAUGGAAUUGAAUGAAAAUUACAAUAAGUUAAUAUAUAUAGAUCUCAUUUAUAGUUAUUGUUAGGUUAUUUAUGUUGGAGAAUAUGAGAGGGGGAUUAGGAAUUCAAAGUGGAAAACUAUUUUUGAGAAAAAGAUGAUGUAAAAUUGUAUUUAAUCAAAUAGUGGAGAAGGUUAAUAUAAUAGUUUAGGUAUGAAAUAGGGAUUAUGGGUUGAUUUAUAUGAUAAUUUUGAUUAGUAUUUGGAAAAUUUAUUAUAUAAGUUUUUGUCAAGUUGUACAUGUUGGAAAGUACUUAGAUAAUUAGAGAUAUGGAUAAUGGUAGACGGUUCAAUUAAACAUGGAUAUGAUUAUGUAAUAAUUUUGAUUAAUUUAAGUGGAGGAGGAUUAUAUGAUGAAAAUGGAAUGAAAAAUGGAUAUUGGAUUGAUCUAUUUGAGAAUUACUAGGAGUAAUUGAGGAGUUUAUAAAUAUCAAAGUGUGUGUUAAAUUGUGUAUAUUGGACAGUAUAAGAAUGGAUUAAAAUAUGGUAAGUGGAUAACUUAAGCUAAUAAUCAGUACAAUGCUUAAGAAAUGUAAGAUUAUAUUGUAUGUUUUAAUUUAGAGGUGGAGGAUGUUAUGAUAAUGAUGGAUAGAAAUAAGGAAAAUGGAUUGAGAUACAUGAAAACUGUAGUGGGUAUCUAUAUCAUUAUUAAUAUAAUAGAUAUUAUUAGAUCAUACUUGUUGGAGAAUACAAGGAUGGAAUAAAAUAAGGAAGAUGGAGAACUUAAUAUAAAGAAACUGAUGGAUACUUUUAUAAAACAAUGUAAGAUUAAUCAUUGAAAAUAUAGUGGUGGAGGAUAAUAUAAUGAAAUUGGAUUGAAGAAUGGUAAUUGGAUUGAAUUGGAUAAUAAAUUUACAGAGUAAAGCAUUUUUAAUUUUAUUUUAAGAGAUUAAAUAAUUGUUCAUUCUUGUGAAUAUCAAUUGGGAAAAUAGAUAUUAGGAUUAAAAUGA